Solea senegalensis (Senegalese sole) is the source of this 2468-nucleotide messenger RNA. RefSeq names its product cytoskeleton associated protein 4 (gene ckap4). The record is from RefSeq and is a predicted model, not a curated record. NCBI's taxonomy places the organism in Eukaryota, Metazoa, Chordata, Actinopteri, Pleuronectiformes, Soleidae. The coding region runs from base 153 to 1760 and encodes 535 amino acids. The transcript is spliced from 2 exons.
AGAGUCUCGUGGAGAGACACGACGCGCUCACUGAUACGCUGCUGCUGCUGCUGCUGCUGUUAGUGAGUGAACCUGAACCAGGACUGAACCGGGACUGCAACUCACUCACUCACUCACUCACUCACUCACUCACACACACACACACAUCGACAAUGACUGCGAAGAACCGGCAGAAGAACAGCGCCAGUGACAAGAGCGCAGCAGCUCCGAGCCAAGAAGAUGCGCCAAAGAAAAGCGCAAAGAGUCCGAGUAACAGUAACGCUGCUCCCGCUGCUGCUGCGGCGGCUGCGGCGGCUGCGGCGGCUGUGGCGGCUGCGGCCCCUGGCUCCGGAGCUCCGGCCCCACGCUCACGCAGCUGCCUCGGACUUGUCGUCAACAGCGUGUUUUACGCGGCGCUUGUCGCAGCCGCAGCUUUUACUGCGUUUUAUCUGCAACAAGUGGUGGAAGAAGUGAGGCAAAGCAGCGCCAAACACCAGGAGAGCGCACAGCGCGGCGCACAGCUGAGCGGCAACAUGGACAGCGUCCUUCAACAGGUGGAGUCUCUGAGCAGAGCCGUGGACGGCCUGCAGUCGUCGGUGCGCGUCACACGGGCGGAGCUGGAGGAAGCCGUGAGCAGGAUAAAGACGGGCGAGGUGCAGACGAAGAGGGCGGAGGAAGCUCUGCAGAACCUCCAGAACGAUCUUCUCAGGGAUCUCUCUGAGGGCAUCACAGAAGUGAAGGAGGCUCGCGAGAGCGACUUCUCCUCUCUGGAGAAGAUUGUGGAGGAGCGGCUGGCUGAGGUGAGUCACUCCAUCACGGCCAACAUGGCCGACUUCACUGAAGCUCAGGGCGAGGCUCGGAGUCAGCUGACCGAUCUGAAAGCUCGUCUGGGCAACAUUGAAGACCCGGCGCUGAUCAAAGAGGAGCUCUCUGCUAUCGUCGACGCUGUCGCUGAAAUCAAGGCGGCGAAACAAGAGGCCGACGCUUCAGUGGAUUCACUCAGGGAGCAGAUCAGUGCGGUGAGGGGAGAGCUUCAGACUCGCAACCUGGAGGUCACGUCACUGUCUCAGGAGGUGGAAACAGUGAGGUCAGUGGUGCAGGAGACGGUGGGCAGUCUGAGGCCGGCGCUGUCUGCAGCAGAGGCCGCCGUUCAGGCUCUGAAGGACAGAACUGUGAGCGUGGAGAGUGGAGUGGAGCGGGCCGCAGACACGGUCCGCACCGUGGACAAGAAGCUGAGUGAAGCAUCUGCUCAGGCCCAGAGAAGAUCUGAAGAUCUUGAAGCAAGAGUGAAAUCAUCAGAAGACAGCGCCGAUGCUUUGUCUGCAUCCAUGUCAGACAUCAACUCCAAAGUGGAGUCACUACUCGCCAAAUAUGACACUCAUGAGAGCACGCUGGCUGCACAGGGCCAGGCGCUGGAGAAAGCCAGAAACAGCCUGGAGCAGGAGCUGGAGACACUGAGGAGCAGCCUGCACGAGGUCCAGACCAGGAUGAGCUCUCUGGACAGUGCUCAGACCCAGCUGUCCUCAGAGAACACCAAUCUAGGUCAGCAGAUUGGGGAUUUGGAGAAGUGGCUUGGUGCUGUGGAGGUCAGCAGCAGCAGCAGCACAAAGCAGGAGCAGCUGGAGAGUUUGAGGAGCGCGGUGGACGGACUGGAGACCAAAGCAGCCAAGCUAGAAGGUCACGAUCAGGCCAUCGCCACGCUCCAGAAAUCUCUGCAGGAGACACUGCAGACGCUCGCUGGGUUAUCACGAGCGUCUGACACCGAGGAAAACUCGGGAUAAAAGAAUUCAAACACUUUUUCACAUGUGAUGAAGAAUUCUUUCUUUAAAACUUGAUGUAGAAAACAAGCAGGGAACUCUGAGUCAGCACUUCUUCAUGUGUUGUUAUUAUCAUCAUCAUCAUCAUCUGAGCACGGACAUGGAAAUGUUUGACUGAGGAUUUGAUCUUUGUUUUAAUGUCGUUUCUGAUUUUUAAUACAAUUAAAUAUUAUUUAACUUUAUUUCACAUAGGAAAUGAAUGGAGAUGACAGAGGCAUAUGAAUCUCUCACAGAUCACACACAGAUCACUCACAGAUCACAGAUCACUCACAGAUAACAGAUCACACACAGAUCACAGAUCACUCACAGAUCACAGAUCACACACAGAUCACACACAGAUCGAUCACAGAUCACACACUCUCAGACUCUGUGUUACUGACCAGUUUACAAUGCCUCAACAUUCCCAACAUUUUUUAGUGUUUUUGAAUUGUUUCUUUGAGUUUGAGGCUUUUUUUUCUUAAACUCCAAAAGCAAUAACAAAGUGUCGUUGAACAUUCCUUUGUUUACUCCUUUGUUGACUCCUUUGGUACGUGGUGGUGGUGGUGUUGUUGUUGUUUACAAGAAUAAAAGCUCUCAUCUAUAUCAAAGGUUUUUUUACUGCAAUGCUUUGUGUUGAAACGUUGAAAACAUGGAGGAAGUGAACAUUAAAGGGGACAUAUUAUGCAAAAUCAA